CAAAUAUCAAAAAAAUUGUCACCAAAUAUCACUUUAUAUACCGUUUGUACAAAAAAUAAUUAGUAAAUAUUUUACGUUUCAGAACUUAGAGAACACCAUCUCCAAUCCAAUGGCGACUACUUAGUGGCAUGAAAUCGUUAUUUUUUUCAAUAUUUAUUAUACUAACAGCAGUUGUUGGCCUUUUAAUAAAUGGAUAUGUGUUGAUGGUAAUAAUUUUGACGAAACAGGUUAAAUCUGCCAACCAAAUUCUCCUUCUUCACUUAGGCACUAUAGAAGUAUGCAUAGGAGUACUAUUCUUAGUAUUUUUUAUACCUGGAGCGAAUGAUAAGGAGUGGCCGUCAGCUGGAGCACCGUGCAUAGUCCAUGGUUUUUUCUUUACCUUACUACAACCUUUAGCCCUUUGGACGAUCUGCGGCUUAAAUUGUGACAGAUUCUACAUCAUAUCUGUUCCGCUACAUUAUAAUAGAAUAAUUACUUCUAAAAAGGUAAAUUUUAGAAGAUAGAGCAUGAUAUAAAUAUUGAUUAUGUUUUUUUUAUAUAAAUUAUUGUGCUGUAUAGCAUAGGAAUUCCUUCUCUUGGGUGGUUUUUUCGCACAGAAAAAUUCAAA
Diabrotica balteata is the source of this 607-nucleotide messenger RNA. The record is from the annotation of a GenBank genome assembly. Lineage: Eukaryota; Metazoa; Arthropoda; Insecta; Coleoptera; Chrysomelidae.